Messenger RNA from Mustela erminea (ermine), 731 nucleotides. Its product is annotated as lysozyme-like protein 1. Lineage: Eukaryota; Metazoa; Chordata; Mammalia; Carnivora; Mustelidae. The record is from RefSeq and is a predicted model, not a curated record. The transcript has 5 exons. Gene Ontology annotation, molecular function: lysozyme activity. The coding region runs from base 126 to 572 and encodes 148 amino acids.
GAAAGAUUCCUGGUUGAAGACAGAUCACUUGGGUCUUGUCAGAAUCAGAAAUGGCUUCAUGGGGUGCAGGAAGCUCAUGUGAGCUGCCAAUCACUGAUUGAGUUCUGCCUCCAACAGACCUGGGGAUGAAGGCUGCUGGCAUCUUGGCCCUGAUUGGCUGCCUGGUCACGGCCACUGAGCCCAAAGUCUACACUCGCUGUAAACUGGCAAAAAUAUUUUCGAGGGCUGGCCUGGACAAUUACCAGGGCUUUAGCCUUGGAAACUGGAUCUGCAUGGCAUACUAUGAGAGCCACUACAACACGACAGCUCAGACCGAGCUGGAGGAUGGAAGCAUCGACUAUGGCAUUUUUCAGAUAAAUAGUUUCACAUGGUGCAGACGUGCUAAGCUACAAGAGAAGAACCACUGUCACGUGGCCUGCUCAGCCUUGAUCACGGAUGACCUCACAGAUGCAAUUAUCUGUGCCAAGAAAAUUGCUAAAGAGACAGAAGGGAUGAACUAUUGGCAAGGCUGGAAGAGACACUGUGAGGGCAAGGACCUGUCUGAGUGGAAAAAGGGAUGUGAGGUUUCAUGAACUGGAACUGGACCCAGGAGGCUCGGCAACCACUCCCUAGGAUUUGUAGUGAAUGUCCAAGUUCUCAUGUCACCUUGUCCCCCCUUCCUCCCAAUGUUCCUUCUUGAAGUUGGAGAGGGAAAACUAAGUUACAGUUUUAAGGAAAUAAAUAUUUCCAUU